GGGACGGACGUCGGAAGAGCGGCCAGUGUUAGGUCCCUCUUCGGCGUCAGAUUGAGGUCUUCGGCGCUCAGGGGCAGAGAGACGCCAGCCUGGAGGCAGGAAGCUCUCAGGCAGCCUAGGAAGGUCUCCACCUGCAGAGGAGGACGAUGGAAUUGUCGACGGGCUGCAUCCUGCAGCUAUUCCUACUUGGAAUGGCGUCUGCAAUCACACAGGUCUCCCCGCCCCCCACUGCAUCGACCUCCUCUCCUUGGAUGGAUACAUCCCUAUGCCCCCUCACCGAUUCUCUGAUGGUGUGCCAGCUGAAGAAGGGCAUGUGCUCGCCCAUCAACACCAUCUUCUCCCCUCUGGGAGGCCCUGUUAAGGCAGUCACCGUCUGCGCUAAUGCCACCGGAGCCGUGUUGGGUCCCCAGUUCUUCAUGAGUGUUGGUCUGUCUCUCCUCGCUGGGGCACCCGAAAGUCUCGCUGACAAGGCAUCUUCUGACCCAGCUACUGCCACAGCCAUACGACGAUGCGCCCUCAAUACCACAGGCCUUUUGAACCCCGACCUGCUAACCCUCAACCGAACGGCUGUCUCUAACUCCUUGAGCGAUGCCUUCAUCACUCCAGAACUAGGCGCAGCAGUAGCGGCCGCAGUCGCGUCCUGUCCUGAACCCGUUGACUACAAGCUAACAGACUUCAUACACUGUCUGAAGGUCGCCUGCAUGAACAACGUUGCGGUGACGCCCUUCAUGAACGAAGCCACCUCGCUUCUCACCGGAGCAGCCGCCCCGGCGACAUCUGCUGCUGCUAUUGUCGCUGCCAAGCAGCCGCCAGUUCCGAAGAGCCCUCCCACGGGUGCCACUUCAGGAGCUUUCCCAUACGUUGGAGCUGCUGGUGCUGGUGCUGGUGGCGGUGCCUCUGGAGCGGGAGCCUUCCCUUACGCAGGGGCCUUUGGCGGAGCCUCCGGGGCUGGAGCUUUCCCUUUUGCUGGGGCUGCUGGUGGUGGUGCCUCUGGAGCUGGCUCCUUUCCAUUUGCUGGAGCUUCUAGUGGCGGUGCUUCUGGAGCAGGAGCUUUUCCUUUUGCUGGAGCUUCUAGUGGCGGUGCCUCUGGUGCUGGGGCUUUCCCUUACGCAGGAGGAGCAGCUGGUGGCACUUCUGGGGCUGGGGCCUUCCCUUACGCUGGUGGUGCAGCUGGCUCGUUCCCCUCAUCGUCUGGUGGGGCUUCUGCUCCCAAAACAACUUAGGUUAGGGUCUUAUUGGAUAUAUAUGGUUGCAUUUGCUAGUUAAAACUAAUUUGUCAGUCAGUUUCUGGAGUCAGGUCAUUUUCACUGAAGGAGUAACUGACCAAAAGGGACAUUCUGCCAAUCAGUGGAUUAGUUAAUGUUUAUUUCAUUAAAUGGUUUUAUAAAAAAAAAUAUUCCUAGUAGCAGGAGUUUUAAACUAGAGAAACAGUUACACAACUGUAAAGUUCUUUCUCCAUUGGAAUGAUUGUUUUGGUUUUAAGUCAUAUAACUUUGUAAAAACAUGUGUUUUGUAUCUUAGUCAUAUAUCUAACGAUGGUGCCUUUAAUUUGCUGAUUUCCUAAUAAUCUGGGUCUAUAUUCACGUCAACUUGAUAGCACAAAUAUAAUUUUAGAUAAGAUUUUUUCAAAAAAAUAUAGACACAUUGGAUAUUCACUUGUAAAAUUACAGUCUUGCUGUACUAUAUGACCUAUUAAAUCUGUACAUAUUGAAUGAUACACCUU
This is a messenger RNA of Macrobrachium nipponense, 1723 nucleotides long. RefSeq lists its product as uncharacterized. The record is from RefSeq and is a predicted model, not a curated record. NCBI's taxonomy places the organism in Eukaryota, Metazoa, Arthropoda, Malacostraca, Decapoda, Palaemonidae. Bases 147 to 1223 code for a protein of 358 amino acids. The transcript has 5 exons.